CAACACACCGAAGCGGGCCAGUCAGUCUCGCCCCUCCGCUCACAGCAGCAUCGUCCCCGGUCCGGUGGCAGAGAGAGGAUGGUUCAGCGGAACAGCAGCCGGGGAUGCGAAUGACAGUGAGAAGACAAUGGCCCUCGAUAUACGCAGGUUCCCCAAUGUGCAACUGGUGAUCAAGUGAAACGACUGUGGCAGGAAAACACAAAACCAUGUUGCUCUAAGUUGUGACCUGCGGAGGAGGAAGGGGAGGCGCAGGCAGGCGGGCGUAAGGGCUUCUGCCACAGCUCCCUUUAGACGGCCUUUUGCAAGCUUGAAGCCAUGGGCAACACGGCCACCAAGUUCAGGAAGGCCCUGGUGGGCGGCGACGAGGCCCUGGCCUGGCAGCUGUAUGAGGGCAACCCUCAGUUCAGGGACGGCCUGGACCCCAACGCUUCGUACGGAGAGCAGUACCAGCACAACACGGCCCUGCACUACGUCUGCCGCCACGCCAUGACACGCCUGCUCAGGUCUUUCCUGUUCAGUAAAGAGGGGAACCCCAACAAGUGUAACGUGCACAACGAGACGUGCCUCCACGUGCUUUGCCAAGGCCCGCAGAUCCUGCUGCUGCCAGAGGGGGCGCUGUCGCCGCGACUGGCCCGACCACAGCGGGACGAGCAGCGCCGCGCCGACUGCCUGCAGAUGGUCCUGAGCUGGACAGGCGCAAGGCUCGAGGGAGGCCAGUACGAGAAGGCCAAAGUCAACGCCAGCGAUAAUCACCACAGCACAUGUUUGCACUACGCCGCCGCGGCAGGCAUGAAGAGCUGUGUGGAGCUCUUAAUCCAGAGCGAGGCAGACCUUUUUGUGGAGGAUGAGGACAAGUUGACGCCGUGUGACCACGCGGAGCGGCAUCACCACACCGAGCUGGCCCUCAGCCUGGAGUCGCAGAUGGUUUUCUCCUCCUCUUCAGCUCAGCCGUCAAACACAGACGGUGAAACCAACCUGCUGCAAUUCAAGGAGCCGUAUGAGGGACUGAAGCUGCAGGACCUGCGCAGGCUGAAGGACAUGCUGAUCGUAGAGACGGCAGACAUGCUUCAAGCCCCGCUCUUCACUGCUGAGGCCCUGCUCCGUGCACAUGACUGGGACAGAGAGAAGCUUCUGGAGGCCUGGAUGUCUGACGCUGAGGGCUGCUGCCAGCGCUCAGGUGUGACCAUGCCCACCCCCCCACCCAGCGGGUACAACGCCUGGGACACCCUACCCUCGCCUCGCACCCCCAGGACCCCGCGCUCCCCCCUCACACUCACCCUCACCUCCCCGACCGACAGCUGCCUCUCACCGGGAGAGGAGGGCCUGGCUUCGUGUGGAAUCUGCCUCUGCUCCAUCUCUGUGUUUGAGGAUCCAGUGGACAUGUCCUGUGGACACGAGUUCUGCAGAGCAUGCUGGGAAGGGUUCCUCAACGUGAAGAUUCAGGAGGGCGACGCUCACAAUAUCUUCUGCCCGGCAUAUGAGUGCUACCAGUUGGUGCCGGUGCAUGUGAUAGAGAGUGUGGUUUCCAGAGAGAUGGACCAGAGAUAUCUACAGUUUGACAUCAAGGCAUUUGUGGAUAACAAUCCUGCCAUCCGAUGGUGUCCUGCGGCUCGUUGUGAGCGGGCGGUGCGUCUCACCCGACCGGGCCCCGGGGACAGCGACCCUCACAGUUUCCCCCUGCUGCCCUCCCCAGCUGUGGAUUGUGGCAAGGGUCACCUCUUCUGCUGGGAAUGUCUUGGUGAGGCCCAUGAGCCAUGUGACUGUCAGAUGUGGAGGAACUGGCUCCAGAAGGUCACAGAGAUGAGGCCUGAGGAGUUGGCAGGUGUGAGUGAGGCUUUUGAAGAUGCUGCUAACUGCCUGUGGCUGUUGACCAACUCAAAACCUUGUGCCAACUGCAAGUCUCCCAUUCAGAAGAAUGAGGGCUGCAACCAUAUGCAGUGUGCCAAGUGUAAGUAUGACUUCUGCUGGAUAUGUCUGGAGGAGUGGAAGAAGCACAGCUCGUCGACCGGAGGCUAUUAUCGCUGCACCCGCUAUGAGGUCAUCCAGCAGAUCGAGGAGCAGUCCAAGGAGAUGACUGUGGAGGCAGAAAAGAAGCACAAAAGUUUUCAGGAGCUGGAUCGUUUCAUGCACUAUUAUACUCGCUUCAAGAACCAUGAACACAGUUAUAAGUUGGAGCAGAAACUACUAAAAACAGCUAAAGAGAAGAUGGAGCAGCUGAGCAGAGCCUUCAUCUGCCGUGAAGGCACUCCUCCGGACACACGGUUCAUUGAGGACGGUGUGUGUGAGCUGCUGAAGACACGGCGGGUCCUGAAGUGCUCUUACCCUUAUGGCUUCUUCCUGCAGCCAGGCAGCACCCAGAAAGAGAUAUUUGAGCUCAUGCAGACGGACCUGGAGAUGGUUGUGGAGGAUCUGGCUCAGAAGGUGAACCGGCCGUACCUGAGGACUCCCUGCCACAAGAUCAUCAGCGCGGCCCGUCUGGUGCAGCAGAAGAGGCAGGAGUUCCUGGCGUCAGUGGCCCGAGGCGUUGCUCCCAACGAUUCUCCGGACCCUCCCCGCAGGAAUUACCCUGGAGGAUCAUGGGAUUGGGAGUAUCUCGGCUUUGCUUCACCUGAGAUGGGCAGUCGUCACUCUGUACUGGGAGCGGGAGAUCAAAGAGAGAGGCAGUCACAGGAUUACGCUGACAUUCAGUACCGACGCAGACACCGACCGCGGCGCAGAGGAGACAUGCUGAGUCUGCACAACCUGAGGAGCAGCAGCAACACGCCGGAGACGAGCCGGAGGAGCGACAGCACAGAAGGUCCAGAGAGGAGUGAGGGCCGCCGGAGAGCGCUGGGCUCGCUGGAUGAAGACGAUCCGAACAUCCUGCUCGCCAUCCAGCUGUCCCUGCAGGAGUCCCGCAGAGAGAGAGGCCUGGAGGGGAGGGUGGAGCUGGGGAGGGUGGAGCUGGAGAGGAGGCCGGGUCCCGCAGGAGACUUGGGGGACAUUUCUUUGCACUCCCUCAACACGGACGGUCCUCCAGGAGCCAGAGGCUUCCCCACGUCGCUCCUGGACCCCCCUCGACCCCCUAACAGGACAGACUCCACCUCCCAGCCUCCCGCGUCCAACUCCCUCCCCCUCCCGCCCCCACCUCCCUGCCUCAGUGCAGAGCUGCUGGAGCUGGGAGACAGCCUUAUGAAACUGGGGAACAUAACCACUCCGUAUGACCUCGACACACACACUCAGGAGCAGCUGUGCUCUCUCCACACAUACACCCACAGCGCUGCUCCCUACAGCGACCCUGCGUACAGCGACUGCAGCCACAGAGCGGAGCUGCCCGCUGCGUACCGGCUCGACCACAUCACCAUCUCAGACCCCGCCUACUGCCACACCAGUGCUCAUUUAUCCGAGGCUGAACGCGUGGCCUCCCGCUCACAUGAACGCUCACAUGAACGCUCACAUGAACGCUCACAUGAACGCGCCCAAAACCCCUCCCGUCCUAGCUCCUGUAGCCGGGAACACGCAGCCUUGUACGACAGCUCCCCAGCACCAGACAGCUCUUACGCCCCGGGCCCUGAACACAGCAGCUCUUACUCUCAGGAGCGUCCCACCACCUACGCUCUCGAACGCCCCAAAUCAGACCCAGUGCCGCCCACCCUGUUGUGCCUCCCGUCUCCAGAGCUCGAGCCGGAGCUGAUGCUCUCCCCGGUGAUCCCUCCAGGGGGGGCGUUCACCCCCAGCGACCCGCAGAGUCUGGAGCCGCUGGACCCCACAGCCAGCGCCCAGCUGCUGGACAACAUCAUGGCCUGGUUCAACAACAACAUCAACCCCCAGAACAACCCGCAGAGCCUCGCCCUCAUCCCCUCCCCGCCCACCACAGAGACAGACUCCUCCCCCGACACACACACUGAGACUGAGUCAGAGGCCUCCAGGGACCCCGCCCCUGUCUGGCUGCCCCUGGAGGGCGGGCCAGUGGACGGGGCGGGGGGGAGUCCUCGUCUGGGUGCUGUGGGAGCGGAGGUCCCGACGACGUCGAGGCCCAGCACUCUGGAGCUCGACAGCAGAGCGACUGGAGAGGAGGGGGUGGACGCAGGGUGUGUGGCUGACCUGUCGCUGGACGAAGCGCACACACACCCGUGCUCACACUCCCAACGUGGAGACAGUCCCGCACACACGGCCCCGGACACAGAGAGAGACUUAGACCUCGUCCUUCAGUUAGAGGGGGAGCAGUCGCCUGAGGAGUGGGAGGAACAAGUGCACCUAGUGUGACAGAACAACGUGGAGAGAGAAGGUUAAGACAAAGAGAGGUGGAAGAAAGUCAAAGACUGCGGAAAACAUGAGAAAUAAUGGCGAUGCCUCAAUGAAAGAUGUUCUUAGGAGUGUUUACUGUGUGUAUUAUACUGUAUCUAGAGAGGACACGAAACCCUGCGGACUUUCUUCAGUUACGAUGAUGUCAUAUGCAGUUUGAUUUCACUUUUUUAUUUUUAAAGUGCUUUUGUCUGCUCUCAAACAGACAAAAUAUUAGUGUUGAAUUGCAAAGUACAUCAAUGGAAAGCUACUGAUAUCAUAACACAUAAUGCAUAAUACACAUGCACAUGUUUUCUUCCUUUAUUUAUUCCCUGUAGUUUUCUUCUCCGUUUGUUCAGGGUGAAGUUUUGGUUCUGAUCGUGCUGGAAUCCAAACUUGCCUCAUAUUCUCACACCUUUUAUUAUUGUCACACCGACCCUACCACGAGCCUCCUGCAGCCAAAUAUGAUGUAACCUUGGAGCUGGUUGAGCGUACUGUACAAUCAGAGGGCCUGGUUCUGAUGCUUGGACCUUCUUGCACACUGUGCCUGCUUUGUUAGGGAGCCAACACACUGCUGUUUGGUAGGCUGCAAGGAACCAUGAUACACUCUCCUCUGCUUUUUGUUUGGGAGUUGUUGAACCCCCUAUUUUUCCUUCUCACUGCAACACCCAGUCUUUAUCACAAAUGACCUUUCAUUCACAGUUCUGUGUUUAACACCUGCUUUGGCUCAGUUUUCAAUGUGCAUCAUUAAAAAUAUAUAUUAUAAUGAUUUUUUGCGUCAAAGUUGACGUGGAAUACAUUACGGACAAUUACAUUUUACAGCAUCAUCAUAUAAAUAUAUUUUUCUAAUUUAAAAAAUAAUUGAUUGAACUAAGAUGCUGUAAUUUAAGUCUAGAGUCUGACACUACAGUGAGUCACAUAUUCAAACACCUUUUUAUGUUGAAAAGUUAAAUAUAUCAAGUCAGUAAAGACUAAAGAAAUUCUUUGUCAACAGUCUUAUGAUGUUGAUUAGUUCAUUUAAUCAACAUCUGUAGACUUUUCCUUUUAGAGUUUUCCAUAGAUAAUCAUGCAAAAGCAACCCUUUUAAAUGUUGUGUUUACCACAGAUGCGUUUAAGAGUAAUUCAGUGUUAAAAAAGCUUUUAUAAAAAUGACUAAACGACAUUAAAAAGUGUAAUUGAGAGGAGACGACUACACUUUGUUCAUUGAGCCAAAGCAAUCAGACAAUAUUGUUCAUGGAAACACUCGUCUAGUUUGUUUUGAUCAUAUCUAUUCCACUGCUGAUGACGAGUACAGUGUGCCGUUUAGAGAUGGGAAAUGGGUUGGGUUUUUACUGUCAUUUAUCCUCUUUUUUUGAUUUCCUUAUUCCUAAUCAGAGAUGAUUUUUUUUUUCCAGUUAAGAACUGAGUCGUUGAGUCCGUGUGCCUUUUUUGUUCGAGUCGUAUUUGUUUAUUUGUUGGUAUUUAUUAGUGUCAUUACUUUUGAAACAUGCUAAACACACCACUGUGGCUGCUGCCGUACACUGAGAUGCACAUUCGUUUUAUUUAUCCUCAAACCUGAGAUUUAUUAUAUUUUACCUUAUCCCCAGAGAAAAACUGCUGUGACACCAAGUCAAAUUAUUUCAGAGUUUCCCCUAGAUUUAACAAAUCCUUUGAUCUCAACGUUGUUCAAAUGUAGUUGGCCUUUGACUUUUCUUGAAAAGCCAAGUAGCACUCUGAGACCUGGGAUGUCACUUUAAACUUCUAUCUUAAAACGUUAUUGCCCAACUGUAAUGUUUACACGAGAACUAGACACUGCCUGUUGUGUUGAGAUAUGAUCUGGUGCUCUUUGGACUGAAAUGAAAAUGGAGUGUUUUUAAUCAUACUUUCACGGCAGGACACGCUUAUGUAAAGAUAUCCUGAUUUUGUUGAAAACAGAGUGUGAUAUGCAAUCAAAAAUGCAUAACUUAUAAUGGAGAGUUUGAGUUUUAAGCUUGUUUGAGGUCUGGAGUGCUCUAUGACGUGACACAAAACCCUAAAAUAUCACCUUUUCCUCUCUAAACUGUGAAGGUGUUGACAGACAUUUCAUUAUGUGAGGAGAGCUGGUGUCACCCAGAACAUUUCAACAUUGUUUCCCGAGGAAUGGUUUAAUCAACAUUUAUUUUAGGUUGCAUUGUUGCACCAGGAUACACAUUGGAAAAGUCUGGGGUCUUUUAAUUUGCACAGGCAUGCUGUCGAUGUGUUGCACUAAUCCAGUGCAAGAUGUGGAGGACUGAUGAGGGUGGCUUUUAUUAUUAUGAUGAUAUUUUCCUUUUACAUUUUCAAGGGGUGUCAAGGGAAUGGUCCUGUGCCAGUUUGUACUCCAUAAAUAAUGUUUAUAUUUUAAAGAUUCCUCAAUCAACCACUACAGAGUUUGAAAAAAAGAAAUUGCACUUCAUAGAUUAUACUUGAUACAUUCCCAGUCAGUCCAUAAGAGAGGUUUGAUGUGUGGCCAAAACUGUAAAUGAAAGUGUCAGUGCAAAGUUUACUCUCAAUAAAAACAACUGAAAGUG
Gymnodraco acuticeps is the source of this 6791-nucleotide messenger RNA. RefSeq names its product ankyrin repeat and IBR domain-containing protein 1-like. The record is from RefSeq and is a predicted model, not a curated record. Gene Ontology annotation, biological process: positive regulation of proteasomal ubiquitin-dependent protein catabolic process; protein polyubiquitination; ubiquitin-dependent protein catabolic process. Gene Ontology annotation, cellular component: ubiquitin ligase complex; cytoplasm. Gene Ontology annotation, molecular function: ubiquitin conjugating enzyme binding; zinc ion binding; ubiquitin protein ligase activity. The transcript has 21 exons. NCBI's taxonomy places the organism in Eukaryota, Metazoa, Chordata, Actinopteri, Perciformes, Bathydraconidae. The coding region runs from base 316 to 4245 and encodes 1309 amino acids.